AUGGCAGUGACAGACGAGUCCGGUCGCGAGUCCACCUUCACAGAACCCCGCUCGUCGUCCUCGACUGGUUCCAAACGCGCUCGUUCACCUUCACCUGCCGACAGCGGCCGUCGCCUCUCGCCUUCUCCCGACAUUGACGCACGAGGUUUGUCAUUGGCGGACUCUAUCUCUGAAAUGCCUUCGAUACCCGAAACACCUACUAUGGACCAAGAUAUGCCACCUGCGUAUGUGUCUGUUGUAAUGCCAUCUGCGGAGGAUCAAUGGCGCCAGCUUGGUGGGCUGCUUGAUAAGGCGUUGGCGGAGGAAGACGUAUGGUAUAUCAUUGAUAUGCAGUGGCUCUCCCUUUGGAAGGCAUGGGUACAGGGCCAAACAGAAACAGCACCAGGACCCAUUGAUAAUAGCAGUAUUGCCGACGACGAGGGGUUGCUGAAGGAGGGGUUGAGCAUUGAGGAAGAGUAUGAAGUUGUCCCAGAGGAAGUUUGGAAUGCUUUGAAAGAAUGGCAUACACUCAAUGGCCCUGAAUUCGAACGUUUGGUCAUCAACACAGCGCCGUCUGGAGCAGUUGGCAAGAACCUGCGCGUUGAAGUAUACCCUCCUACUUUCCGACUGCUCAAAAUACGCCCUUCAGUAAAUGCGUCGGGUCCGAUGACUAUGGAGCGACUGCGUGCCUCAGCGGGCUUCGUAUCCACACGGGCUCAGAGGGCUCCUAAGAUUACUGUGUCUGCCAUGACCCCGCUUCAGAACUUGAUCGACGCUGCUCGUGAUGCCCUUGAUAUUGGGAAGGAUGUCAACAUCAAGUUCUGGUUAGGUGACUUCCCGGAGAAUCAGGCUGUUCUGGACGCCAAGACUGUUCUCGAAUUGGGAAGUGAGCCGGACUUGAGUGAAGCAGACACGUCCAAGUCUCUGCAGGAGGUCGAUUUAGGCAUGAGUCAGUCUGUGGUGGUGGAGGUAAUGGUCAAUGGUAAGUGGGCAACGGAGAUGGACGACGUUGUCAACAGUCUUGAACCGAGGACACUGGCGGGCGCGCGUCUUGCAGCUCCUUCCCGAUCGUCUGGAUCUGCCAGUCUCACGAUCGACGAAACCCCGAAACGUGUGGAGGGCACUUCAGGAUUACAGAACCUUGGAAACACUUGCUAUAUGAACUCUGCGCUUCAGGCUUUGUCGCAUACCGAGGAACUAACCAAGUACUUUCUGGCCGGUGUCUACAAGGAGGAGCUCAACGUUGACAAUCCUCUGGGUAUGUCCGGUCAGCUGGCCACCAGUUAUGCUGGUUUGCUGCAGAACGGCCUCUACUCUCAACCGCCGCUCAUGUACUACGCUCCACGAGACUUCAAAUACGCUCUCGGUAGGUUUGCGCCAAGCUUCUCUGGCUACGGGCAACAGGAUGCUCAGGAGUUUCUUGCGUUUUUACUUGAUGGACUUCAUGAGGAUCUGAACCGCAUUCUCAAUAAGCCGUACACCGAGAAACCGGAUUCUAAGGAGACAGAUGAGGAUUCCCUUGCAGUCCUUGCAGACACCUGCUGGAAUGUUCACAAGCAACGCAAUGACUCCGUGAUCGUGGAUCUUUUUCAGGGUAUGUACAAAUCCACUCUGAUAUGUCCGGAAUGUGACAAGGUCAGCGUAACUUUCGAUCCAUUUAUGGAUCUUACUUUGCCGCUCCCAGUCAGCAAGAAGUGGAGACAUCAGGUUUUCUUCGUUCCGUGGAGCAGCGAGAAGAAAGUAACAAAGUUGACCGUCGAACUGGAGGGAAAUACAAGUGUGAAAGCUAUGAAAGCACACAUUGGGCAGAGGGUGGGUGUCGAUCCCAAGCGGCUGUUUAGCAGUGAGGUUUACUCGCACAAAUUCUACCGACAUCAUCCGGACUUCGCAGCUGUCUCUGAGGUUAUCACUGGGUCAGAGGACAAGAUUUAUGUCUAUGAGCUUCCUGACGACUUCACGGUGCCUGAUGGCCGCAAGAGUGCUGAUGGUGACCGUGCUUCUGACGGUGUUCUUGUUCCGGUCUUCCAUUAUAGACUUGGUUCGAAGUACUCCAGCCCGGACUCUGAGGUUUUCGGGUCGCCCUUUGUUAUUGUUGUCACCGAAGAAGAUCAGAAGAGUUACGACGCGGUCUAUAAGAAAGUAGUUGAGAAGUAUGGGCAGUUCACUACUGCAAAGGAUGAACUUUGUUCUGCUGCCGCACGGAAACCCGAGCAGGAAGUCGUUGUCCCUGUCGCGGAGGAGAAGGAGGAGGAAGCCGUUGAGGCCGUGGGGGACAGCAAGAAGGAACUGGAUGAUGAGUCUAACGGAGUGCCGCAUAUGACGGCGUCCGAAACCGAAGAUGGUGUCGUAGAGAUUACCCCCACGGAAUCCGCCGAAGACUCUGCAGACACAAGAGCCACCAGCGUUGCAAGCAUGUCAUCUGCUAAACCACACCCUAACCUUUUCACAAUCAAGGCCUUCAGUUCAUCCAUUCGGGGCACAGAUAUGGCUGUACCUACCCUUUGGACCAAUGUGUAUGGACUCGACAGAGCUCCCGAUCUUCGCGACAAAUACCCGAAGCCAGUCAGGGAAACUUCCCCAAACGGAGAUGAAGCUGACGAUGCCGCGGUGACCGUGGAUGAGGUUCUUCGUGACGCCGAAAAGAGUGACGCUGCAGAUGAUGACGAUUCCUUCCCCAUUGCAAGCGCGAUCUUGAACAAGGUUGCUGCACCUGCCGCCAGUGAUUUCCAGCGUCCCUUGAACCCCGGUGAUGCACUGAUUGUUGAAUGGCCCGAUCUUGUCUAUGAUGCUUUCUUCAAUGGUACCGGUCCGGAUGACAACAUGAGAGGUACCGCGCAAUGGGACGAGGAUACGUUUGAAAAUUUCGAAAGUGAAGACGAGAAAGCCGCUCUUGAGGCUGCGCGUGAGAAGGCAGCAAAUAAGGAGGUGAAUCUCAAUGACUGCUUGGACGAAUUCGCUAAGACUGAGCAGCUGGGCGAGGAUGAUCUGUGGUAUUGCCCGCAGUGUAAGGACUUUAGGCAAGCAACGAAGACCAUGGAGCUCUGGAAGUCGCCAGAUAUCCUAGUCAUGCACCUGAAGCGGUUCUCUUCAGGACGCGUAACACGAGGCAAGAUUGACAACCUAAUUGAUUUCCCUCUUGAAGGUUUGAAUCUGGAGGAACGAGUUGGCGAGCAUCGAAUCAAAAAGAAUAAGGGCAAGGAAACGAGCAGUCAGGUGUAUGACCUUUUCGGCGUCGUCAAUCACUUCGGAGGCUUGGGUGGUGGUCACUACACGAGUUACACAAAGAACUUCCAUGAUGGCAAAUUCUACAAUUUUGAUGAUUCUCAUGUAUCUCCUGUGGACGAGGAUCGUAUCGUUACGCCCGCUGCUUACCUCUUAUUCUACCGUCGCCGUUCUUCGGAGCCUCUUGGAGGCCAAACGCAUUGGAAGACUGUCAAAUACCUUGAGGGACAUAAGGCGGCUGUCGAUGCCGCGCCAACGCUUUACGACGAGCACAAUACUGUGGCAAUUGGUGACAUGACUGGACUUAUACCAACCACUUACGCUCGAAGAGGCUCAAACUCAUCCUCCUCGAGCAGCUUAGCGACAGCACACACCAACGACGACGACAGGGAGCGUAUGCUUGAAUCACCUGCUGUCUGUGACGCCGAGCCAUGGGAGAAGGCUAGUGAAAAUGGGAUCUCGUCACCACGUUUCGCCGAAAACACCCCGGACGGCGAUGACGCGGUCAUGGCUGACUUCGUAGAAACUGGCGCCGACGAUAACAACGACACGACUGAUGAGGGGCUUCACUUGUAA
Molecule: messenger RNA, 3777 nt
Organism: Saitoella complicata NRRL Y-17804
Lineage: Eukaryota; Fungi; Ascomycota; Saitoellomycetes; Saitoellales; Saitoellaceae
Product: UCH-domain-containing protein
Exons: 3
Coding region: 1-3777 (1258 amino acids)
Biological process (GO): protein deubiquitination
Molecular function (GO): cysteine-type deubiquitinase activity
Source: RefSeq, a predicted model, not a curated record